AUGAGUGCACCAGAUGAAAAGCUAUACAAUGUAUCACUCGGAAAAUCAUUUACAGACUCUUCAGAGAUGUAUCAUACUUUGACAUAUAAUAUAAGACCAAGAAGUUUAGAUACAUCCAAAGAAGGAUCAUUGAGAUCUCAAAACGGUCAUUUAUCUGUACAAUACCAUAGUGUAACUAUCAUCUAUCAAUCAAACCCUCCUUACUCUCAUCCCUCUCUCUCUCUUUCAUUGUCUUAUACUAAUAUUAUCUUUAAUGGUUCACAAAAACAAUGUAGUGACUUGGAAUGUAUAUUGGUAUUUGAGAAUGGAGAAUUUAGACUAGAGCGAUUAUCUUAUUCGGCAUCGAUUAGAAAAGGUGAUGUAAAGGCUGGAAGUAGUGUACUACCACCCAACUCUAUUCUAUCGGAUUCAGAAUCAAGUGGUAGUGGUGUCAUCACUUCACCAUCACUCUUUAACAACAACAACAGCAACAACAACAAUACUAGUAGUAGUGGCUCUAAAAAGAAAAAGGCGGCUGAUUAUGAGAGUUUAAGUACUACCUCUAAUAUAGCCAACCCUUCUUCCUCUAAUAAUAAUAAUAAUAAUGUAAAAAAACAAAAACUAAGUUAUGAAAUUGAAGAUGUGGAUGCUAUUCCUUCUCCAUCUUCUACGACGACGACGACAAGUAUAUCACAACAACCACCAACACCAUCAUCAUUCCUUAAAAAGAUGUCAUCUAAAAAGCCACCUGCUUCUACAUUUAAUCCACCUUUAUCCAAGAUGAUUACACCACCACCACCCGUCUCAAACAACACAAUCAAUUCGAUUAGUGGUCGAGGAGGUAAACGACCACCAGCCAAGAAACCAGCAUUGGCUCAAAGUAUGGAUAUGGAGGAUUUAGAAGAUCUUGCUAGAAUGAUAGAAUCAAGUUCUACCAAUAAUACAACUGACGAAUUAGAUGAUACUACCAUGGCAGAGUAUACUGGAAAUAACAAUAUUAAUAAUAAUAAUAAUAAUAGUAGUAGUAAUAAUAAUGCAGAUGAAGAUGAUGAAGAUAUUGUAUUUGAGGAGUUUAAAUUGGGACCAGAUGAAAUGAUCAUGACACCUGCAAGACCAAGUAAAGAUAUGGAGGAUUUCGAGAAUUUAAUCAAUGACACUGUUCCUCAUAAACCAACUAUCGUUGCUCCUCCCAAUCUAGCAAAUAAAGCUCGUCAACAACAACAACCUCCACAACAUCAACAACAAAAACAACAACAACAACAACAACAAUCAUCUCCACCUCCACCUCCACCUCUACCACAACAACAACAACAACAACAAUUCAGUGAUUCAAGUGAAAGUGAAAGUGAUUCCGACUCUGAAAGUGGAAGUAGUUAUUCUUCAUCUUAUGAUUAA
This is a messenger RNA of Cavenderia fasciculata, 1374 nucleotides long. RefSeq lists its product as uncharacterized. The record is from RefSeq and is a predicted model, not a curated record. The transcript is spliced from 3 exons. Lineage: Eukaryota; Evosea; Eumycetozoa; Acytosteliales; Cavenderiaceae. Gene Ontology annotation, molecular function: transcription elongation factor activity. Gene Ontology annotation, cellular component: super elongation complex. Gene Ontology annotation, biological process: regulation of transcription elongation by RNA polymerase II; positive regulation of DNA-templated transcription. Bases 1 to 1374 code for a protein of 457 amino acids.